Molecule: messenger RNA, 2536 nt
Organism: Acanthochromis polyacanthus (spiny chromis)
Lineage: Eukaryota; Metazoa; Chordata; Actinopteri; Pomacentridae
Product: solute carrier family 25 member 44-like
Exons: 4
Coding region: 246-1196 (316 amino acids)
Biological process (GO): branched-chain amino acid catabolic process
Cellular component (GO): mitochondrion
Molecular function (GO): branched-chain amino acid transmembrane transporter activity
Source: RefSeq, a predicted model, not a curated record
AUUGGCUGUUUCAGCAGCAUGGCGUUUGAAUGGGAGCAGGAAGACAGUUAGCCGACUAGCCAGAGGGGGUAACUUCAUAUUUUAAAUGUCUUAAAACCAUUUAACGACGCCAGUUGGAAGUACAUAUAUCUAGCUGUUGACGCGAACGUUCGUGCCAGAAUUUCAUUCAGGACGUAACAUUAAAAUAAACAUCUGUCCAAAGAGGCAGGAAUCAUUCUGAUGACGGGGCUGCUCCAGCUGUCAGGAUGCAGCAGAAGAGGAACAUCCAGAUCAUCGAGUGGGAGGACCUGGACAAGAGGAAGUUCUACUCUUUCGGGGUGUUCAUGACGAUGAGCAUCCGGGCCACGGUCUACCCGGCCACGCUGAUCCGGACCCGGCUGCAGGUCCAGAGGGGGAAGUCACUGUACGGCGGAACGUUUGACGCCUUCUUUAAGAUCCUGAGAGCAGAGGGAGUGAGAGGUCUGUACCGAGGCUUCAUGGUCAACACCUUCACCUUGAUCUCCGGCCAGGCCUACAUCACCACCUAUGAGCUGGUGAGGAAGUACGUCUCCCAGUACUCGGAGGACAACACGGUGAAGUCUCUGGUGGCGGGUGGCUCAGCGUCUCUGGUGGCUCAGAGCAUCACGGUUCCCAUCGACGUGGUUUCCCAGCAGCUGAUGAUGCAAGGCCAGGGCCAGCAUCUCAGCCGCUUCAGGCUCAGCUCUGACUCAGACUCUGGAAAGGCCAAAAAGAAGGUGUUCGGCCAAACCAGGAACAUUAUGGCUCAGAUCUUUGCUGCCGAUGGUUUCCGGGGCUUCUACCGGGGCUACGUGGCUUCGUUACUCACCUACAUCCCCAACAGCGCCGUCUGGUGGCCGUUCUACCACUUCUACGCCGAGCAGCUCUCCAAACUGGCUCCCAGUGACUGUCCUCACCUGGUCCUCCAGGCCAUGGCUGGACCUCUGGCUGCUGCUACAGCGUCCACCGUGACCAACCCCAUGGACGUGGUCCGAGCCAGAGUCCAGGUUGAAGGUCGGUCGUCGGUCGUGGAGACGUUCCAGCAGCUGAUCAGAGAGGAGGGAUUCUGGGGUUUGACCAAAGGACUGUCGGCUCGAAUCAUCUCCUCCACGCCCACCGCCAUCGUCAUGGUGGUCGGAUACGAGACGCUGAAGAAACUCAGUCUGAGACCAGAGCUGGUGGACUCCAGGCACUGGUAGGAGAACCUGAGAGCAUCAGGACCAUCUGUAGUCCUGGUCUGAAUGAGACACUGGAGGAGAGAAGGUUUGUUUUUAGCGACUGCCUGGGAACAAAGAAGACCUUUAAAUACGUCUAAAUCUGUAUUUUAACUCGGAACAAACCUGCUCAUGAGGAUCAGUCUUCAGGUUCAGAGUUGAUCUGCUGCUGCUGUUUAGUUGGAGUGCUGAAAGCUACGCUGUGGCAGAUGCAGACCAGCGGACGGGAUUUAAAAUCUAUUCAGUCUUCAGUGGAAUAAUCACUGGCAGAAGCACGAGGUUCCCGAAGGAAGCUGUGAUGUUCUCCUGAAGCUCAGAAGAGUUUAAUCAUGAGGCGAACACCUGAAGUCAGCUAAGUAGUGAACAGAUCUUAGUAUUUGCAGCUUCAUGUCCAUUCUGCUCUUCCUUCUGUUGGCCUUUUUUAUUUAAAGCUGCCUUCAUGGUGUAGAAAUCGAGGCAAACGUUUGUUCUUCAUUGCUGAACGUCAGUAGAAUCUAACAUGCAGUUUUAUGUUGAUUUAAAUCUGAACUUCUAAAUUCCAUGCAUCACAUUCUACAGCACCGUUAUUUAUUUGACAUGUGGUCUUCAGUCUGUGGUGAAUCUCUCAUGGAUCCAGCAGGUUGAUUAAAGUCUGGACUGGUUUGUUGGAGGAAGAUUUAAAUAUUUCAGACUGAAGGCAGCAAACUGAAGUAAAACCGACUCCCUGAUGGACACUGUGUGUUUGAGUGCAAUAGUGUAAAAGUUUUAUCCUUUCAGCACAAACUGUGAUUGUGUUUUCCUGUAAGUUGUGUGAAGAACAUGUCUUAAAGAUUUUAAAUAAUUUAUUUCUUUUUGCUUUUUGGGAUCACGACAACAAAAAGUGUCCAGACUUCAGAAUCUCACAUCGUCCCGUUUAUUUUUGUUUGUUGCUUUUAUGUGAAUGUUUUGUCGGCUCUUCACUGAACAUAAUCCGUCUACAAAUUAAAAAAAAAAAAGAGAUCACGUGUUUAGUGGUGAGAUGUGGCCGAUAGAAGUGUUUUUUAUAUGAUUUAUGCUUCACAUUAGCCAUUAAUUCUUCUGUUGUUGAUUCUUUUUACAGAAAGCAGAAAUAUUUCGGCUGGUUUUCGUUUAAAUUGUUUAAGUUCCUGAAUCUGAAAGUCAGAUGAAGCUGCUCAUGCUUUCUGAUCUUUGAACUCUAAAACCUGCAAACUGAAUCCUGAAUCUUCUUUUCACAGCUUUUAAUGUCUCUGAAAGUGUGAUAUUUUGUCAGUGAUCAGUUUUCUGUCGACCAGAACUCCUCCGUUAAAUCCCUGUGGUUCAAUAAAACAUCACAGCUGCUGAACAAA